CUCCUCUGUCCCGUGUGUUGCUGGCUUCCGUCAACAACUUUUUGCCGGAGCAUGUGAGCUGCACAAAGUGUCGCUUGUGGGAUUCAGAUUGUUUGGAGACCCCAUCCCAGGACUAGUGGGGUUCGCAGGUGGAAAUAAUGCUCGGCACCACCGAUCCUUGGCUUCCAAGUUUCCUUGUGGCUCUUUCUUUCCAAAAUAUGACCUUCUAGGGCCAAAAGCGGUGCAGGAACUUUAUUUUGGGAUAUGAGCAUCACAGACGUGGCUUCCUCGCUGCUACGGUGUGAAGAGACCUUCUCCGCCUGCCUUGCCCGCAUCAACAGCGUCGUCCUCCAGCCCCUGUUGCAAUCAGGUUCCUUUGAGCAGGCCAAGUUCUUCUUGCUUCUAAAUGACCACUUCCAAGUGAUUUGGGACUUGACGGAGGAGAACUACAGAGCCCUGAAGCAAACGGUAACAGAGACGGAGACGGCCAGUGUCCACAACCUCUACUUAGCCUGGAAAGCAGACCUAUUCCUUGACGCUUACAUCCAGUAUUUCUCCACAUUUGCCAGUUGUGUUGUGGUUCAAGGGUUUGAACAUGCGGCAAGAAAUAAAAGUGAGGUCUGGAAAUCUCACAAGCCAUCUCUACAACAGCUCCUCGAAGACUUCUCCCCGGACACCUCCAACGCGGUGGCUCUGCAUACGGUGCUCCAUAAACCCUUCCAGGACCACCUCCAGCAAUACAGCGCUCUCUUCUCCAAGCUCGAGGAGAUAAAGACCUUGGGUCCGGACAAAGAAGCCAUCGUGAAUGCUUCCAGACAGUUUGCAAAGCUGCGUUCCUUCAUUAGCCAAGCCUUGGAUGAAGCUGGCCUCACCAGAAACCUGUGGAAGUCUCUGAGUCACAAAUUCACGGAUGUCCUUUGCACCCCGGAGAGGCGUCUCCUGGAAGACAGCCGAAACCUGUCCAUCUUUUCCAGCACCGGGAGGUCAGACCGCGUCCUGCUCUUCCACGACAUCCUUGUGCUCAUCCAGGGAAGCAGCCUCCAGAGUUUUGACCUGAAGCUUGUGUGGGUGGAUGAGACCUCCAAGGAAACGGGAAAGCAUACGCUCCGUGUUAGGACACCAGAAGAAGAGUUCUUCCUCUUGGCUAAAGAGCCAGAGUCACGGGCCGUGUGGAAAUGGAAACUGAGUCAAGCGGUGCGCCAAGCCUUGAAUGGGAAGAGAGACUUCCCCUUGUGGAGCCACACAGGGGAAGGGAGGGCCCCACCUCGGUGUCGCUUUUCCACCUUCACGUUCCGGGCCGACGGGAGGCUCAAGGGGGCCGCCUACGAUGGGGAGUGGCGCUUGGGGAAGCCCCACGGCAAGGGGCAGCUGACGUGGCCCGAUGGCCGGAACUACGUGGGAGACUUCAAAGAUGGCUUGGAACAUGGGUUCGGGAUCUGCCUUGUCCCCCAUGCGUCCAAGGACCGCUACGACUGUUACAAGUGCCACUGGCGGGAAGGAAAGAUGAACGGCUACGGGAUCUGCGAGUAUGGCAAUGAGAUGGUCUACAAAGGCUACUUCAGGGAUAACCUUCGCCAGGGUUUUGGCAUCUUGGACAACACUUCCUCUGCCAAAACUCCCUUUAAAUACACCGGACACUGGGAAAACGACAAGAAGAGCGGAUACGGGGUGUGGGAUGACAAGGAGAGAGAGGAGCGGUAUAUCGGGAUGUGGCAUGAAGACCAGAGACAUGGCACGGGGAUUGUGGUCAUGCAGUCCGGAGUGUGCUAUCGAAGAGCGUUCCACCUGGAUAAAAUGGUGGGAUCUGGUAUUCUUCUCCUUGAAGAUGAUUCCAUCUAUGAAGGAAACUUCACCAGAGACCUGAUGUUUGUCGGAAAGGGCAAACUGACUUUCCCGAAUGGCUUCACCCUGGAAGGGACCUUUACCAACAAAUCCAGCCAAGGACUCCACACUGAAGGAAUCCUCAACACCUCUGGAGGAGAGCCAGAUGAUACAAUAACCAAAUUACAGCUUGGUCAGCGAGAAUUCCCAGUGGAGCAAAGGUGGGAAGGUCUCUUCAGCCAAUUCCUGGAGUUCGUCUCUUCUGGUGGUCAAGGAGAAACGGAGGAGUCCUUCAUGGGCUUCCAUGUCCAGACCAGCAAGGAGCUGCGCAAGUCCCAAGAGUACCUCUACUGCGACAGGGAAACUGAAGAGGCUCCUAAGAACCUCCUUGAUGAACUACUUGAACACCAGGAGACGGAAGCCCUGCAAAGUUAUUUGGAAGAGGCUCUGAAGUCUUCUUUGCAUCCUUUAGGGAAACUCCUGAAGGCUUUGGCCUCGGCAUUCCAGGCGACCUAUGGCGGCAUCGGAGCAAACAAGCACCUCCUGGCGAUGGCGCAAGAGGAAGUCAAGCAUUACGCAAAGGAAGUGUGGGAAUUCUACCAGGGCUUGAGGGAUCUGGCUUUGAAGGUCAAUGGUCAACCGUUACUUGAAGACACAAACCAGAGUGACCUCAAUGGACCGGCCCUGAUCCUGCCACUCAUCCUGCCAAGUUUCUACCCAGAACUCCUGAUGUUGUACAUGCUUUACCACGAAAAGGAGGAUGACCUUUACUGCCAGGGGAUUGUCGACCUGAGUCUCUUUCCGGAUUUGAAGCUGCUGGAGUUCCUGGAUGUGCAAAAACACUUCUGGCCCCUGAAAGAUCUCACGCUGACAACUAACCAGAGACGCUCCCUUAUCAAAGACCGCUGCUUCCUUUCUGCAACUGAAUGUCUACAGAAAAUGAUCACUACUGUUGACCCACGGGAGAAGCUGGACAUUCUCCAAAAGACGUACGAGGAGAUUGAAAAGACCACCAACCGAGUUCUGGAGAAGGAAUAUAGCCUCACAAUGGACGACCUCUUGCCGAUGCUGAUGUACGUCGUGACGCGGGCAAGCAUACAGCAUUUAGGAGCAGAGAUCCACUUGAUCAGAGAUCUGAUGGACCCAGCCAACGAAGGGGGCAAGCACGAUUUCCUGCUUACCGCACUGGAGUCCUGCUACGAACUGAUCCAGAAGGAAUUCAGACUCCACCAGAACUGGGAGGUCUUGCAAUCUUCCUGAAAACGGCACACUGAAACUGCCCCUUCCUGGCUCAAUCCCGCCAGCCCCGGAGCUGGAGGUUUCCGUUAACGGGAAGGACCUUGCCUUGUUGCUGCUGCUUGUAUUGGUCUUUCCUAUGGGAAGUUCGCUUGGGUUUUUAUUCCACGAUUUCUUUGAAAUUGACGUGAUGGGAUGGACGCGCAAAGGGACUCGGUUGUGUGCAGUAGUCCAUUUUUGUUAUCUCACUGAUGUGCCAAAGCAUAUUUUUUUUCCUUCCUGAAAAGAGAACAUAACCAUUUUUUAAAAAAAUAAUAAUUGGGAGAGGAGUAACUUGAACUCGGCAGUAGUUUCCUGCAACUGCCAUCAGAAAGUCACUCCAAUUUUUAAUCCAUUGCAUUUAACCUUUUUAUUUCCAAUUCUGCUCUACUCGGUUUGCCAUUAGCUUCCCCCAUUGUUUUGAUUUCCUUAGAUUAUAAUUGCAGCAUGGCUUGAAGAUAAGUUGAUGUGAUUACAUUUAUGUCAUGGUUGGUGUUAUUGGCAAAGAUUAUUCUCCUGAUGUUACCUAAGUGGUCAUCUCAGGCCUAAACCCUAUUAGUCCAAACUUGUGAAGACUUACUGAAUCAAUGGCAACACAACCCAAUGAAAGUAUUUUUUUACCUAACCAUUGCAUUCAAGCCUGAGUGCUGCUGACAAACUUACUUUGCCUAGAUUGAAAUCCACUUGUUUCAGAAUAUCUGCUCCUUGAUUGACAUGAAUACAAUGCCACAUUUGCAAUGCAGGCUCACCUUUGACAAACACAUGCUCUUCUCUCCGCCUUUGCCAAGCAAGAAACACGUUCAGUAGCAAAACAGAUCCAAGUAUGACUUUUAACCUUCUCUUGUUUUAUGGAUUCCAUUUUUAAAAUAGCUGCUACUUUCCUGUUUUUACACCCUCACCUAAAGAAUCAUCUCUGUGGUGAGAUUUACAUACAAUCCUUUCCCAAAAAUGCAACUCAGUGCUUGACUUUUGGGUACUUCCUCUUUUUGUUGGCUGCAUUGCACAAAAUAGACACUUUUUUGACCCUCUCCCCUAUAAGCCAUUUCUGGUCACCUUUGCAGGAUGAAGAGGCUCAAAAAACCUGCAUUUAAGUGUUGAAAUUUAAGGUCAUCUUUGGAUGAGACUGUAAACACAAUAAACACAAUUCAACUAUUGCAAGAGAAUUUUUCAGGAUUCUCGCUGCAUCUAGUUUUUUGUAAUCACCUCCAUCACCCCUGAAGAGGCAAACUCUUUAUUAAAUCCCACAUUCUGCACCCAAAUUUUCUCCAAGAAACCUGUUUUCUGUAAAAAAAAAAACAUGAUAAGGGAACUGACAAAUUUAAUAUAAAUGCAAAUCCACGUUUGAUCGGAUCAGGACUGGGCUGUAUUUUUGACUCAGCUGGGGAAUUCAGUCAGCACUGGCUCCUUUGGAGUCCUUCCUGACAACAGAAAACAAUUGUUUCUUUGAAAGCGACUGGAAGAGAAAACACUAAUUUUAUUUCAAAUGGCCUAAGAGUGAAAGCUUUAUGAACCCUUUUAGACUUAAUGAAACAAUGCCCUUUUUAUAUUAAAAAAAAAAAGCACAGGCUGCUGAAACGUCUUCGAUAUUGCCUCUUUUAUGGUAUGAAUACACUGGGUAAACUGUUUAAUAUGCUAAUUUGAGAUGGUUGUAAAUGACUUUGUACUAAAUAAAUCCUCGCUGCCAUGUCCUGGAGAUAAA
Molecule: messenger RNA, 4774 nt
Organism: Anolis carolinensis (green anole)
Lineage: Eukaryota; Metazoa; Chordata; Lepidosauria; Squamata; Anolidae
Gene: als2cl
Product: ALS2 C-terminal like
Exons: 26
Coding region: 244-3060 (938 amino acids)
Biological process (GO): regulation of GTPase activity; endosomal transport
Cellular component (GO): cytoplasm; cytoplasmic vesicle
Molecular function (GO): small GTPase binding; guanyl-nucleotide exchange factor activity
Source: RefSeq, a predicted model, not a curated record